Molecule: messenger RNA, 2229 nt
Organism: Amphibalanus amphitrite
Lineage: Eukaryota; Metazoa; Arthropoda; Thecostraca; Balanomorpha; Balanidae
Product: solute carrier family 22 member 13-like
Exons: 8
Coding region: 1-1320 (439 amino acids)
Biological process (GO): transmembrane transport
Molecular function (GO): transmembrane transporter activity
Source: RefSeq, a predicted model, not a curated record
AUGACCCCCUGGCCGUUGCUGGCACACUGUACUCCUUUGCAGAACGACUGGGUGUGCCGCGACGCAUGGCGUCCGUUCACUGUGAACGCCAUCUUCUGGGCAGGCAACAUCGUGGGCUCGUGGUUCUGGGGCAUUCUCAGCGAUAGACUGGGCCGCCGUCCGGCGACGCUGGCGUCGUUUCUGGUGUACGCGGCGGGCGGCGCGCUAACUCUCGUGCAGCCGUCCAGCUUCGUAGCCAUCCUGCUGGUCCGCUUCCUGGUGGGCUCGGCGCACAACACCGUCAGCCACCUGCCCUACGUGCUGGUGAUUGAGUACUGCGGCUCGGCGUACCGCACGUACCCGUUGAUGUUGCUGAUCGCCUCCUGGGGCCUGGGCGGCCUGCUGCUGCCCUGGAUCGCGUACGCCAUCUGGAACUGGAGGAUCCUGGUAGUGGUCACCAGCGCGCCGCUGCUGCUCGCCCUCGCCCUCUACCGGUAUAUUCCCGAGUCGGCCUCCUGGCUGAUGGUGAACGGCCGCGGAGACGAGGCCCGCGAGGUGCUGCAGUUCGUCGCCUCCGUUAACGGCCGACAGCUGGACGAGGCCGUCUUCUGUGAGGUGAUGGUCGAGAAGCGCGAGGGCGAGCCCGAGCAGCCCACUGAGAGCCUGCUGCACGUGUGGAAACACCCGCGGCUCAUGAAGAACCUGGCGCUGGUGACGCUACUAUGGAUGCUGUCGAACGUGUGUUUCUACGGACACAGCCAGAACUCGGGUAACCUGGGCAGCUCUGUGUUCGUCUCGUUCUCCCUGGGCGGCGGAGUGGAGGUGGCCGCCGCGCUCCUGGUGCCGCCGCUGCUGCAGCGCUUCGGCAGGCGCUGGCCCAUGGUGACCUUCCUGGUGACCUCAGGGCUCUGCGGCGUGGCCUACGCCGUGGUCGGAAACGCGCUGGCCACGGGCGGCCGGCUGGCGCUGGCGCUGGCCGGCCGGAUGCUCAUUAUGGGCGCCUACAGCACCUGUCUGCAGUACGGACCGGAGCUGUUCCCCACGGUGAUACGAGGGCAGAGCCUGGCGCUCUACGAGACCAUGGGCGGCAUCGCCAUCUUCAUCAGCCCGUCCAUCGUCUACCUGCACCAGACAACACCCGGCCUGCCGCUGCUGAUAAUCGGCGCGCUAUCGCUGGUAGCCGGUUCGAUCACCACCCUUCUACCGGAGACCGGCGGCGGUCACCUGCCUCAGACCCUGGCCGACGGCGACCAGCUCGGCGCCGGGCAGGGACUCUUCGACGCCUGCAGAAAACCCAGGAGCUACACAGAGGACGACUGCAGUGGGGAUGUGAAGGUCUAGGCGCGUUCUCUGCGGAGGGGACUGGGGAUGUGAAGGUUUAGGCAUGCGUUCCGCGAAAGGGGAUGGGAAGGUCUAGGCACUUUCUCUUCUCUGCGCGUUCUCUGCGCAGGGGAUGUGAAAGUCUAGGCGCGUUCUCUGCAGAGGGGAUGAGGGUUAGGCGCGUUCUGCGGAGGGGAUGUGAAGGUCUAGACGCGUUCUCUGCGAAGGGGAUGUGAAGGUUUAGGCGCGUUCUCUGCGCUGUUGCGAUGUGUGAGGUCGGCUGAUUGUUUGGUUGUCUGAUUCGAGAGGAGGUAGGGUGGUGAGCAGUGCGCACUGAAAUAUGCUGAGACGGAGACUUGGCGAACCGUGCGAAACUGCGAGCUGUAAGCUCUCAACAUUCCCGAGUUUGUUGCUUUGUUGAUGGGGCCGUUGAAUGGUCAGUAAGUUCCCAUGAACUGCCAGGCUAGUGAACUGCCAGGCUAGUGAACUGCCAGGAUGCCUCGUCCGUGUGAUGAUCUGGAAAAAAGAACGGCAGAAGAACCUAAACGCUACUUCUACAGGAGUCCCAAACUUAUCCCCGUGUUGGAAACGUAUUACUGUUACUUAUUGUAAUGUGUUACAGAUGUGUUGAAUGUUUAUUACAUUAACAUAUUCACUGUUGUUGACGUGAAGGGCAUUUAUCCGUCCAAGCUGGGCCGAUAGUCAAACUUUGGGCCUGCUCAUCGUGCUUAUUUGUCUCGUCAUUCAUAAGGUGUGAGCCACAUAUGCUAAAUGUCCUACGGGCGUCAUUCUGACCUUCUGCUCAGAGACUGUAGCCCAUUACUUUGUUCAUGAAUAUCAUUUGCUCACUUGUCGAGUUAUAAGUAAAGUAGUUCAAUCACCUCCAUAAGGGGUCGUGUCUUUUGACAAAUACAACGCCAAGAAGCGCUU